AGCCCAUUGUACGACUUGAAACCGGCAUAAGUCGACAGACAGGCGGUUAAAUCUUAUGUUAUCGAGUGUUCAUCCGUUUUGACCAGUAUAUAUCUCCAAAUUUCCAGUGCGCCGUUCAAAUUGUUUGUGUUCUGGCUCUCAAUUACUUAGCUACUUGAUCAACUUACGUUUAAACGAUUUAUAUAUCGAUCUCAUUUGAUUUUACGAUUACGUUUUUGUAUCGUCGCAGCUAUGGUUGCCGGUAAUAAAAUGAUGAAUGUCAGGGUGACGACGAUGGACGCCGAACUGGAGUUCGCGAUCCAGCAGACGACCACUGGGAAGCAACUAUUUGAUCAAGUUGUGAAAACGAUCGGGCUGCGUGAGGUGUGGUUUUUCGGGCUCCAAUAUACAGACAAUAAGGGCGACCUGACGUGGAUAAAAUUGUACAAGAAGGUGAUGAACCAGGAAGUCAAGAAAGAGACUCCCCUGCAGUUCAAGUUCCGUGCCAAGUUCUAUCCCGAGGACGUUGCCGAGGAAUUGAUUCAAGAUAUCACGUUGCGUCUCUUUUAUCUUCAAGUAAAGAACGCUAUUCUGACGGAUGAAAUUUACUGUCCCCCGGAAACGUCUGUAUUGUUAGCAUCUUACGCAGUCCAAGCGAAGCAUGGAGAUUUUCAGAAAGGUACGCAUACUGCUGGUUUUUUGAUAAAUGACCGUUUGCUGCCACAACGAGUCGUGGAUCAACAUAAAAUGAGCAAAGAGGAAUGGGAAAGUUCGAUCACUAACUGGUGGCAAGAACAUCGUGGAAUGUUACGAGAAGAUGCAAUGAUGGAAUACUUAAAAAUCGCUCAGGAUUUGGAAAUGUACGGAGUGAAUUAUUUUGAAAUUCGUAAUAAAAAAGGCACAGACCUGUGGCUCGGUGUUGAUGCUUUGGGUUUGAAUAUUUACGAAAAGGAUGACAAAUUGACGCCAAAAAUUGGUUUUCCAUGGUCUGAGAUAAGAAACAUCUCAUUCAAUGAGAAGAAAUUCAUAAUUAAACCAAUUGACAAGAAGGCACCUGAUUUUGUCUUUUUUGCGACUAGAGUUAAGAUUAAUAAGCGAAUUUUAGCACUGUGUAUGGGCAAUCAUGAACUCUACAUGCGUAGACGUAAACCAGAUACAAUUGAUGUACAGCAGAUGAAGGCACAAGCAAGGGAAGAGAAAAUCGCAAAACAACAACAGAGAGAAAAGUUACAACUAGAAAUAGCUGCAAGAGAACGCGCUGAGAGAAAACAACAAGAAUAUGAAGAAAGGCUUCGAAAUAUGGCAGAGGAAAUGGACAGGCGGCAAGCUGAAUUAAACGAAGCUCAAGAAAUGAUUCGACGUUUAGAGGAACAUCUUAGGCAGUUACAAGCUGCAAAGGAGGAAUUAGAAGAUCGUCAGAAAGAACUUACGGCUAUGAUGGAGAAACUUGAAUUGUCACAUGAAAUGGAAGCGGCAGAACGUGCUAAACUUGAACAAGAAAUACGAGCUAAACAAGAAGAAAUACAGCGUAUACAAUCUGAAGUAGUGGCGAAAGAUGCUGAAGCAAGGAGACUAGAAGAAGUAUUUGAAGCUGCUAAAUUAAGGCAAGAAGAAGCUGAUCGAGCUUAUCAAGCUAGCACAACACCGCAUCAUCAUCAUGUUGAAGAAAAUGAAGAAGGUGAAGAGGAAGGAGAAGACGAAGUUUCACAUGGCGAUGUUACUAAAGAUCUUGCAACUGAUGAAUCGAUAAUUGAUCCUGUUGAAGAGCGACGUACCUUGGCAGAGAGAAAUGAACGCCUUCACGAUCAACUUAAGGCAUUGAAGCAAGAUCUUGCACAGUCACGCGAUGAAUCGAAAGAAACUGUUAUGGACAAAAUACACAGGGAGAAUGUCAAACAAGGUCGUGAUAAAUAUAAAACGCUCCGUGAAAUUCGCAAAGGCAAUACUAAGCGUCGUGUUGAUCAAUUUGAGAACAUGUAAAUUAUGUAUGCAUUUGCCUGUUUGCCUGCCCAUUUCAUCCUGCCUUUGAAUUAUCUUUCAAUAUCGUGUACACAUGGAACACUCAAUAAUCACUUAUUCUAUAUAAGAGACGUACAAGGUUCUCUGAUUGAUCAAAGAUAAUUUGUAAAACUUCAAGUAUAUUGUUUUAUAAUAUUUUUUUGGAGAUGUUUCGAGGUAUAAGUCGCUCCCAAUUUACAGCGAUGAAAAGUUUAUAAUAUAUAUUACUAUUUUUCGAAGUCGAUUCUAUACUCUCAGAUACAGUUAAGUGAAAAAAUAAACUCAUAAUUGGCAAGGAACGCGACGAGCGACCAACUUGCGCCGUCUUCCAUGUAUGCUUCCACGUUAUCACUGUUAAGCAGUUUUCGUAAAGCAAAAUGUUUAUAUAUUUUUCCAUAACAAGUAUAAAUUUUCUUGCUGUUUUAGCUAUAAAAUAUUUAACGUUAAUUCAUAAUAACUUUGUUAUUUUAGCUAUGUUACUAGCUAAUGUUGUUUUUUUUCUAACGAUAUCCUUUUUUGCUAAAAUAUCAAGAAAAUAUGUUACAUAAUUUGUGAAUAUUAUUUUAUUUUUGUCCAAGCAUUAUAUACAGGAUCUUGAGUACCGGCGCAUCAGUAUUUUCUUUUUCAAAGUAUUACUGUCGGUCACUAAGCGUGAUACCACACAUGUGACUUCUUUUCAGUGAUUAUUUUCUCGUCGCGGUUCUUAUCAUGUUGCGUCUUGUCCGUCCUUGAUAAGGAUUUGCCCGAGAAACAUUUUGUAUUGUUAUUUGCGUCAUCAUUUACUUCUGUUGACGAAUUAAGAUUACUUUUGUCAAUAGCGGUCGCUCUACAUCUAUAUAUACAUAUCAGUUUCCAGUUUUAUGCCCAUGUAUCAUUUUACUAUUAUAUACUAACAAAUAUAAUCCGAGUAAUAGAUGAAUUAAGCAUUUUAAAGCAGUGUGGAGCAGUCACCAUUAUUUUUUAGUGAGUUAUAAGUAAUCUCUAAAUAUUAGCCUAAAAUAGAUUGAUAAUGUACAAGCGACCGCUUAAUUUAUGAAACACCGAAAUCAACGACAUCCGUCUUCACAAUAAAUGUAGACAUGUAAGCACGUCAUAUAAACUGUUUGCAAAAAUUAUAUAUACUACUUUAGUACGAACGAAUUUCAACUACUGUUUAAUAAUUUUAUAUUGAACACACUCGUGGCCUUUAUUGAUAUACUUAUAUUAAAAUAUUAGAUAUUAAUAAUUAAUCAAUAAUAUAAUAUAUAGAAUUUUAGGGAUAUCGCGCGUCUCUUUGUAUUGCAUACCUUCAACAUAAGGUAAUUGCGCGGUUCCUAUAUGAAGAAAUAGGUAUAUCAAGAUUCUUGAAAGUAUGAAAGAAUGAAUGUGAGCGAGAAUGCUACAAUAAAAAAUAAUACGUAUGAAAGGUCGAAUGUUAGAAGAACUAUAAUAUGUGGCUGUCUGGUACGCCACAUAAAAAUUUUAAAACAGUUCUCUUUUUAAAGAAAAUUAUACGGUACAACAAUGAAAAUUAAUUAAAAUUAACUAAAAUGUGGGAGAAUAUAGCCUAUAAAUGCUGCCAAUUUUUUGACGGAAUGCAAACAAAGAGCGAUAUUGUGAGAUGACACAUUUUUUGCAAUAAUGAAGUAAAUGAAAUGAUGGGAAAAUUUAAAAGCUGACCAUUGUAUUGAAAUUCAUUUUACGUGUAUCAUCAUCAUCACAUGUUACAUCCGAACCAGAAAGGAAAAGUACAGGAAAAUAACAAUAAAUAUUUUUUGAUUAUAUUUAAUACUACAAUUUACAAAUUAGUAGUGUUAUAUUAUUAUUAUUAUUAUUAUUAUUAUUAUUAUUAUUAUAAUAUUAUAAAUAUUAAUAUUUACAAUCCAGUAGCGUUAUUAUUAUUAAAACUAUAUUAAAUGAGAAUUGAAGCAAAGGAAUUUAUAGUUGUGUGUUUGUAUUCUUAAAAACAAUCAAACGUGCAUAGCAAUAACUAAAUAUUUUCUACAAUGUGACGUCAUGCUCUAAUGUUUAAAGACAAGUAUCAUUUUCAUAAUAACUCGUCUGGAUAUUCUAGCCGCAAGCGAGAAAGUUACUCUUGAAACAUUCCAAAAAACGUUUGUAAGAUGUCCUUUUUUUAUCUACGUUGGGGUUUUCCAUUUAUUUACAAGAUUUAUGCAAAUAUUGAAUUUCAAAUAAGAAUUUUUUUUUAAUAUCUAAAAUGUACUUAAAUACAACUAUAUUUAAAAAAAACAUCAAUUUUUUGUUUAUUGCUAUAAAAACUCCACAAAUAACCCUAACGUAGAUUACUAAAUGAUUUUCAUAUUCCUUAUGAAGGUAAUGAAUAUAAAAUCGUCUUUAAUGUUCUUUUGCAUAGCUUAAUAUGUAAAUUAAAAAAAAAAUGAACUGAGAAAUAUAAUUCAAUAACAUCAAUUUACAUAAAUACAUAUAUAUUAUACGUAAAUUGGUAUUAUGAGACCUUCAUGAGAUUGUUGAGGAAAAUUAAUUUAACGGUGCACACUACGUUCAAGAUAUCACGGUGCUAUAAUUUUAUCCAAGCGAGUAAAAAAGCAUGUCAGGAAAUUAUGCAUUUCUACUUCUUACAAAUUUUUAUAAUUCCCAAUGCUCGAUGAUAUUUCUUAAAUUUUCAAUAACUGUAUUCGAAUUUUCCAUUUUUAUAUCGAGAAAAAAGUAUUUGUAACAGUAUUAUUGAUUAAUUGAAACGACAUACAUAAAACACAAGACCACAAAGACGCAUAGACAUUGUAUUUUAUUGAGAACAAUAUUUGUUGGUGCGAGGAUAUACGAAAAUUACUUGUACUUUGCUGAAAAAGUUAGACAUUGUUUAAAUAAAAAAUCAUAUCAUAUAUGUUAAAUAUA
Messenger RNA from Frieseomelitta varia, 4833 nucleotides. RefSeq names its product moesin/ezrin/radixin homolog 1 (gene Moe). Lineage: Eukaryota; Metazoa; Arthropoda; Insecta; Hymenoptera; Apidae. Bases 232 to 1959 code for a protein of 575 amino acids. Gene Ontology annotation, molecular function: cell adhesion molecule binding; actin binding. The transcript has 9 exons. Gene Ontology annotation, cellular component: apical part of cell; filopodium; cytoskeleton. The record is from RefSeq and is a predicted model, not a curated record. Gene Ontology annotation, biological process: positive regulation of early endosome to late endosome transport; regulation of organelle assembly; positive regulation of protein localization to early endosome.